Messenger RNA from Branchiostoma floridae (Florida lancelet), 1521 nucleotides. RefSeq names its product sushi, von Willebrand factor type A, EGF and pentraxin domain-containing protein 1-like. Lineage: Eukaryota; Metazoa; Chordata; Leptocardii; Amphioxiformes; Branchiostomatidae. Bases 144 to 1040 code for a protein of 298 amino acids. The transcript has 7 exons. The record is from RefSeq and is a predicted model, not a curated record.
AAAGCAGACGGCAAUUAUUACAAGCCUGUUCUCAAACAAUGGGAACAUUUGCAUAUGAGGUAUCUACAGAAGACUGAGACAGCCCUGAACGGCACAGAACAGGUCAGACCGCCCCCACCUUCAACACUCUCAAGACCUUCAUCAUGAUGCGUGUGAGGGUGUUGCUGACCCUGGUACUGAUAGCCGCUCUGCUCUGGGAGUCAGAGGCAAGGUUCUCACGGAGGUACCGUAACAGGUACUCACGGAGGUACCGUCGCACACAACCUACAUCCAGGUGUUCUAACCCAUGGAGAGGGCGUGGUGUCCUCCAGACCGGCUGCCUCAAGCCGUACCAGGCGGGGGAGACCUGCGGGUUCUCGUGUCAGGACGGGUACAGGCAGACUUCAGGUGACAACAGCAGGACCUGUAGCGGUGGCUCCUGGUCCGGACAACCCCUGGUCUGCGAGUACGCCGGAUGUUACCGACCACCGUACACUGAGGGUUCUUGGUGGAGAGGCUGCAGCUGGCCUUUUGAGACCGGGGAGAGCUGCACCUACGAGUGUAGGGAUGGACACGUGGCAGUGUCCGGGGACUCCAGCAUUACCUGUCAGGACGGAGCCUGGUCUGGGACGCCGCUAAGCUGCGAGUACACUGGAUGUGAACGGCCACCUUUCACAAGGGGCAGCUGGAGUGAGAAUUGCUGGUGGCCUUACGAGAACGGGGAAAACUGCACCUACACCUGCAGGGAGGGAUAUUCUAGAGUGUCCGGAGACUCCACCAUCACCUGUGUGGACCGUACCUGGUCCGGGACCCCGCUGGAGUGCCAGCGUACUUCCGGUUGUGACGCUCCACCCCGUCGCUAUGGCUCCUGGGGACCCCGGGACUGCCGCUGGCCGUACGAGGAAGGGGAGACGUGCAGGUUCGACUGCCGGCCCGGGUGGGAGCAGCAGUCGGGGAACACCACCACCACCUGCACCGGCGGGCAGUGGACUGGAGACCCGCUGGUCUGCACCAGGAGCUCCAGCCCUGGCUCUAGCGCCGGCUGGUGGAAUGGGCGUUAAGACGUCCACCCGACCGUGAGGCUUGGACCCAGCAACGUCACUACAUCAUGACGUCAGCUCUCAUCGAUUUCUUAUGUUUUGAAUACUCGUAUUAGAUGUUAUAGCUUAAUUACAAUUAACAGCUCGACUAGAGAUAAAAGGGUCACUUUCGUUUUUUUAAUACCUUCGUGGAUUGAACUGUCUCUAAAUCAGUUACAUUCACUAAAUGGAUUAUAAACGCUUCUAGUAGCAUAGAGACAUGUUUUGUCAACGAUUAUAUUCUUUUCAACUUAACUCAGCUUUUUUCAAACAGUUUGCAGUAAAUAUGGUGAAAAUGGGACAAACAUUGUAUGUUGUGAUUAUUUUCUUCCAGAUUGUUAUUCUCCUAUUUCUUUUUUAUGGCUCUAGUGCUAUUUCUUAUUAUGGCUCUAGGUCACGCUAAUAUAUACCGUUUUAUUCAACUGGUAUCAUAGUAUACAAAUUAAAAAGAUUCAAAAUCUUA